AUGGCUAUUUACUCUUUUUGGAUAUUCGACAGACACUGUAAUUGCAUAUUUGAUAGAGAAUGGACUUUGAGCUCUAAUAGCUCUAGCGGAACGGUAAAUUCUAAACAAAACGAAGAAACCGCAAAAUUGCUAUAUGGGAUGGUAUUCUCACUGCGUUCAAUGACACAGAAAGUUUCCAGUGGUCCUCUCAAAAAUGAAAUCAAAAGUAUAGCCACAGGUAAAUAUAGGAUACAUGUUUACUGUACGGCCUCCGGCUUACAGUUUGUUUUGAUUACAGAUUUUAAGCAGCAGUCGUACACCGAGGUUUUACAGUAUAUUUACAGUCACAUAUAUGUGAAAUAUGUUGCCCACAAUCUCUUUUCAGCAUAUGAUUUUGCAGAUAACAAGAACGAAACCAGGGGUCAAGGCUUCAGAAAGAUCGCUAAUAGGAAUUUUGUACAAAGUUUGGAAUCCUUCUUAUCACCUAUGAUUGUACAGUAG
Molecule: messenger RNA, 480 nt
Organism: Zygotorulaspora mrakii
Lineage: Eukaryota; Fungi; Ascomycota; Saccharomycetes; Saccharomycetales; Saccharomycetaceae
Gene: BET5
Product: TRAPP subunit BET5
Exons: 1
Coding region: 1-480 (159 amino acids)
Biological process (GO): endoplasmic reticulum to Golgi vesicle-mediated transport
Cellular component (GO): TRAPP complex
Source: RefSeq, a predicted model, not a curated record